UGCACUGAUGACGAACCACCUCGAUACUGUUAUUAUCACUUCACCAUUGAAUAUUACGUAACAAUGGGAAGUGCCUGCAAAUUUUGUCGACAAAACAAUACCGAUCAACUAUUAAAUGUACCAACUUGCCAAUGUAUUGAAGCUGAUGGCGCAGACAGGACAAUUCUAUCAAUCAAUAGAUUGCUUCCUGGACCCAGUAUUCAGGUUUGUCAGGGUGAUAUGAUAAUAGUAGACGUAGAAAAUAAAGCAGAAGGUCUUGAAGUUAUAUUGCACUGGCAUGGGCUUUUUCAGAAGGAUUCCCAGUAUUAUGAUGGGGUUCCAAUGGUAACCCAGUGUAAUAUUCAAACAGGAGACACAUUCAGUAUCGAGGUGGUUCGUCAUCAGUGCAUGUCCGUAUACAAUCUUCGAGCGAUGACAAUUUUUGUGAAACCGCUGUACUAUCUUAUUGAUGCUCAAUCCUUAAAUUUGAAACCGCAAGGCAAAGGCGAUCCACGAUUCGUCCUCAUGCCGGUUUCAAGACGAGAUAGCCUGGACGCCAAAUGUCAAAAUUAA
Messenger RNA from Belonocnema kinseyi, 552 nucleotides. RefSeq names its product iron multicopper oxidase fer1-like. Gene Ontology annotation, molecular function: copper ion binding; oxidoreductase activity. NCBI's taxonomy places the organism in Eukaryota, Metazoa, Arthropoda, Insecta, Hymenoptera, Cynipidae. Bases 64 to 552 code for a protein of 162 amino acids. The record is from RefSeq and is a predicted model, not a curated record. Gene Ontology annotation, cellular component: plasma membrane. Gene Ontology annotation, biological process: iron ion transport. The transcript is spliced from 5 exons.